This is a messenger RNA of Pseudogymnoascus destructans, 792 nucleotides long. RefSeq lists its product as uncharacterized. The record is from RefSeq and is a predicted model, not a curated record. NCBI's taxonomy places the organism in Eukaryota, Fungi, Ascomycota, Leotiomycetes, Thelebolales, Thelebolaceae. Bases 1 to 792 code for a protein of 263 amino acids. Gene Ontology annotation, biological process: ergosterol biosynthetic process. Gene Ontology annotation, molecular function: C-4 methylsterol oxidase activity; iron ion binding. The transcript has a single exon.
AUGUCGAAUUCAACGACAAUGCCUAAAUUCUCCACCAGCAACAUCCAGCCAGCGUGGCAAGCCACUGUGGAAGCCUAUUCCCCGCAGUUCCUCGAAAUAUGCGGCACGCUCAUCGUCCAGCUCGCCUUUUUCUGGAUCCCCUGCGCCUUCUACCAAUCCAUCGAUAUCCUCUUUCCCACCUUCUCGCACCAUCAUAAAAUCCAGCCCGCCCCCAAGGCCACCCCGCCAGAGCUAUGGUACUGCUUCUACAUAGUCGUGCGCAACCAGGUCAUGGCCACAGUCCUCCACGCCGCUCUCCUCUUCGGAAUCUCCUACCUCGGAGAAACUUCGUCCUAUCGCAUCGACACCUCGCUGCCCGGGGCCAUUGAAAUCAUCCGCGAUCUAGUCGUCUGCAUCGCCAUCCGCGAGGUCAUGUUCUACUACUCCCACCGUCUGCUGCACCAGCCGCGCUUUUACGUGCCGAUUCACAAGUUCCACCACCGCUUCGUUGCGCCAGUCGCAAUGGCAGCCGAGUUUGCUCACCCCUUUGAGCACAUCGUGUCUAACAUGCUGCCCGUGUCGCUGCCACCGCAGCUAAUUAACGCGCAUAUCAUCACGGCGUGGCUGUUCAUCGCGUAUGUGCUCCUCGAGACGGUUACGGUGCACAGCGGUUACGAUUUUGGUGGAAAUAUGGCCUCGAUGCAUGAUCUGCACCAUGAGAAGUUUAUGGUCAACUUCGGAACGGUGGGGUGGUUGGACCGCUUCCACGGGACUUACAAGUCUGAGGCAACGAAGGUGGAUAAGAAGAAUUAA